UACACCUACGCUCAAAAUCUGAACGCGUGUGACUUGCUCUCUUCCUUCGUAUACAACACGACCGUCCAUCGUUUCGGACCGUAAAAGAGUGAAACUUUUAAUGAUGACGAUCUGAAAAAUUCUUUUCCUCUUAUAUAUUGAAUUCUCCGACACCAGAUUACUUCCCUGUUCUGUCUGUUUUUAAUAUUUCUGAUGCACUAGUUUCAACCGCGAUUACGUUACCGACUUCUCCACAUUCUCUUUUCUUUAUUUAACAUCCAUCAAAUGCUUCGAGGUGUAUACAAUUGGAUUUGAAAGAAAAAAAAAUUCGAUUCUCGAAUUCGUAUGAACUAAGAGUCGAAGAUUAUCAUCGGAUUGAUUUUUCAAAUUCGGAGUUGGUGGAUCCAUUUGAUUACGAUUUGAUCCGAAUCGGGUUUGAUUUGAUUCGAUUCGGCUUGAGAGCUCGUGGUCGGUUUCUGAGAUGGUAUAUCUCCAGAGCUCAAUCUCCGUCGUCGAAAUGGCCAACUCAGCAGAUCACCACCACCACAAGCCAAGAACCAACCGUAAAUCAUCAUCAUCAUCAUCAUCGUUAUCAAUCUGCUGCGACGGCGGAUCUCCGUCGGCAGCGAUCGACGUUCUGAUCCUGAUCGCAGUCGUCACGUCCUCGGGGUUCUUGAUCUUUCCUUACAUCAGAUUCAUCGCCGUCAAGUCCGUGGAGAUCUUCUCCGACGUGUCUUGCCUGGUCAAGGAAGAGAUUCUCCGCAACCCUGACCCGAUCGUCUACGGGCUGAUCGCGCUGAGCGUCUCGUGCACGGCCUUGUCUGCUUGGAUGAUCGUUAUACUCGUGUCUGGUCGGAAUAAAUGCGGGAAGCCUGAUUGCAGAGGGCUCGGGAAGGCUAACGCGGAGUUUGAUAUUCAGCUCGAGACGGAGGAUUGUGUCAAGGGUGGUGGUGGUGGAUCGUCGUCGUCGGGCGCGGGUGUUGUUAGCAAGAAGGGAUUAUUUGAGUUGCCUCGUGAUCACCACCGGGAGUUGGAGGCGGAGCUGAAGAAGAUGGCUCCGGUUAAUGGUAGGGCGGUGCUGGUUUUUAGGGCGAAAUGUGGGUGUUCGGUUGGGAGGUUGGAGGUUCCUGGUCCUAAGAAGCAGCGAAGGAAGAUCAAGAAAUGAAGAAAUUAAAUAAAAAAAAGGUUAUAUUGUCUUUUUGAGAUAAAAGAUGGUCUGAUGAUGACGAUGAUGAUUAUACUUUGAUUAGCUUAUAAACAUGUUUUUUGUUUCUUUUUCUUUUGGGGUUUAGUGAUUUUCACAAGAACUUCUUACUCUCCAUGUGUUUAAAUAAAAGACUUUUACAAUGAGGA
Raphanus sativus (radish) is the source of this 1332-nucleotide messenger RNA. RefSeq lists its product as uncharacterized. The record is from RefSeq and is a predicted model, not a curated record. The transcript is spliced from 2 exons. Lineage: Eukaryota; Viridiplantae; Streptophyta; Magnoliopsida; Brassicales; Brassicaceae. Bases 461 to 1144 code for a protein of 227 amino acids.